This is a messenger RNA of Amphiprion ocellaris (clown anemonefish), 2636 nucleotides long. RefSeq names its product 3-keto-steroid reductase/17-beta-hydroxysteroid dehydrogenase 7-like. Gene Ontology annotation, molecular function: estradiol 17-beta-dehydrogenase [NAD(P)+] activity; 3-beta-hydroxysteroid 3-dehydrogenase (NADP+) activity; 5-alpha-androstane-3-beta,17-beta-diol dehydrogenase (NADP+) activity. The transcript is spliced from 9 exons. Bases 128 to 1165 code for a protein of 345 amino acids. Gene Ontology annotation, cellular component: endoplasmic reticulum membrane. Gene Ontology annotation, biological process: cholesterol biosynthetic process. The record is from RefSeq and is a predicted model, not a curated record. Lineage: Eukaryota; Metazoa; Chordata; Actinopteri; Pomacentridae.
UAGCAGAUGACUCGGACGAUGGGCUGAACGUCUGCGGGUAAAUGUGUACUACAGGGAGUGAAUAACUCGUUUUAGACUUUGUUCUGGGCUCAUUUUCGUCCACAGCCGCUGCAAACUCCGGUCAGACAUGGAGAAAGUUGUUAUUGUAACCGGAGCGAACAGCGGCAUCGGCCUGGCCUUGUGCGAAAGGCUGCUCACUGAGGACAGCCAGCUUCGACUGUGUCUGGCCUGCAGAAACAUGCAGCGGGCCGAGGCCGCCCGCUCUGCCCUCCUGACCUCUCAUAUCGAUGCCCACAUUGACCUGCUGCACCUGGAUGUGGGUUCUGUGCAGUCAGUGCUGAACGCUGCUCAGGAGAUCAAGUCCAGAUACAGCAGGAUUGAUUUUCUGUAUCUAAAUGCAGGAAUUAUGCCCAAUCCACAAGUGGACGUUAGGGCCUUUUUCAAGGGUCUGUUUUCCAGGAAUGUCAUCAACAUGUUUGCGACAGCAGAGGGUCUCCUCACUCAGCAGGACCGCCUCAACUCAGACGGCCUGCAGGAAGUUUUUGCCACAAACCUCUUUGGUCAUUUUCUCCUGAUCAGGGAGUUGGAGCCUCUGCUGUGUCAGUCGGGUCACACCACCAGAGUAGUGUGGACCUCCUCCAGUAACGCCCGCCGCUCUGCCUUCAGCAUCGAUGACAUUCAGCACAGAAAUGGGACGGAGCCCUACAGCUCCUCUAAAUAUGCUUCAGAUAUGAUCAGCGUGGCCCUCAACAGGCACAAGAACAGCCAGGGGCUGUUCUCCUCUGUAAUAUGUCCUGGACUGGUGAUGACCAAUCUGACCUAUGGUAUCCUCCCCUCAUUCUUUUGGACUCUCAUCAUGCCCAUCAUGUGGCUGAUUCGGAUUUUCACUAACACUUUCACACUUACACCCUACAACGGGGCAGAGGCACUGCACUGGCUGUUUCUUCAAAAGCCAGAAUCUCUGGAUCCAAGAGCAAAGUAUCACAGUUUAACAUCAGGACUUGGAACUAAUUACACCCAGCCUCGCCAAAUGGACAUUGAUGGUGAAAUGUCCGAGGUUCUUUUUUCCAAACUCCUGGAACUAGAGAAAGUAGUAAGAAGGAAACUGAAUGAGAGAAAUUCUGAGGAUAAAGCUCACCAGCAGUACCUGAGAGACAUAGAGUAGCGAGUCUCUCUUGAAAUGGACUAAAUGCAAUUUGAACCAGCAUUACUGCUCUUAUUCAUUACAUUCCUAUUGGACCAUUAAAUGGUGUGUGUUUUAUUGAAAUGUAACAACCGUACUUCAGCUGCCUCGGUCAAGAUCACAACUUGGAUUUAUGUAAGUGACUUUUGGAUAAAUGUGUAUGUUGACAAAUGAAACCACUUGGUAACACUGCUCAUGUAAGAAGUAGCAGCAUGUCAAAGUACAACUAUUUGUUAGAGAAGGAUUUAUUUUUUCCCACAUUCCACAUAAGUGACUUAUCUUAUUUAAAGAGCCCAUCUUAUCCACAUCUACAGCUUCAUAAUUAUGUUUUUGUGGUCUGCUAGAAGAUGUUUACAUGCUUUAAUGUUCAAAAAACACAUUAUUUUUCUCAGACUGCACAUUAGUGCAGCAACUUUUCUCUGCCUCUGUCUGAAACUUUCCAUUUUAGCCCCUGUUGCUCUAAGGAUCCCUUCCCAUGAAGCCCCGUCUGCUCUGAUUGGUCAGCUGACCCAACCAAGCAAAUCAACACUGAUCUGAUCUGUAUGGAAACACCAGAUCUGAUGGGAUGUAUGCCUAGCAGAAGUAGCUCUACUUAGGAAGCUGCUCAUUCUUUAAGGACCAAACUAGCCGCUAGGUUUUAUGCAAAUGUGUUACAUGAUGACAUAAUCAAGUAACAGAAGAAAAGCGUGGACUUCAAAUGAGGUAUUUCAGGUAGAUAAGGAAAUGGCCUCUCUCUGGUGUGGACCUUUGGCUUUAUAAGUUCGCAGACCUUUUACAUGCACAAAAAGCUUUAACACACUACGGGAGGGAAAAGCCUAAAAGGCAUCAUAUGGGCUCUUUAAAUAUACUAUUGCUCCUGCUAUUGUACUUUUUACACAACUUUUCAUUCAUUUGUUCAGCUCACAGCACAAACAUACAGAUUUUUACAUCUGUCAUUUACCAAAGAGGCGACGUAUUCAUUCUUGCACAUGGUUUAUAUAAAAUAACACUAUAUAUUUUUAAUUCAAAGUAAAUAUCAAAUGGGAAUAAUCACAAAUUGGCUCUAAUAUUCACACAACUCCAAACUUAUUUCUGUGGAUUGCAACUUUUAUAUUCUGCAGUCAUCUUGUUCUUAGCAUGACACUGAUGUCAAAGUCGUGCAGAAAACACAAUCCUUAACUCUUCUUUGAAAAGGGAACUGUGUAUUAUGUGCUCAGUGCUUCUGUUAGCAGCGCUAUAAAGACUUGAAUUCCAAUCAUAACAUCCACUUGGCCUUCAUCACACUUGGAUCUGAUUUGAAUAACUAAAUACCUGAGUGGGAGUAAAAGGCCUUUUGUGAUGAGUUAUUUUAUCUUCUCUACAAAUCUAUUCACAUUGCUUAAUGUGCCGUUUUCAUAUUUUAGUAUAAUAUUGAAAAAAUGCAUUUUAUUUCUUGAAAGUUGGUGCAAAAAAUAAAACUACAUUUGUCUCAUGA